AUGGCUGAUCAGAUCUUCCGGAGAAGAGCCAGAGCUCAACAGGUCGACACGUUUAAUAAUGUAGUGCUCAAUAUUGGUAUAACAGGGGAGACUGGAGCAGGGAAGUCCUCUUUUGUGAAUGCCAUCAGAGGUCCUAGGGUUAAUGAAGUUCGAGCUGCAAAAACUGGAGUCACACAAACAACCAUGUAUCCCACCGCUUACUACGACCCAUCCAAGCCUAACAUAAUUAUCUGGGACCUGCCAGGAAUUGGGGACAAUACAUUCAAAGCAAGCACCUAUCUGAAAGAUGUAAAAUUCAAAAAGUAUGACUUCUUCAUCAUAGUGAGUGCAGGGAGAUUCAAGGAGAAUGACAUCAUGCUGGCAAAGGAAAUCCAGAAAAAGAAGAAGAAGUUCUACUUUGUUCGCUCAAAGAUUGACUUGGAUGUAAAGCACGGAAAGGAGAAGGGUGUAACAGAGGAACAUAUCCUUCAGACAAUACGGGAAGACUGUGAAAAGAAUCUCAGGAAAAUUGAAUCUUCUGCUCCUGUCUUUCUCGUUGCAUCCCGUGACUGGAACAGGUUUGACUUCCAGGAACUCGUAGAGGCUCUGGAGAGAGACCUUCCAGGAUACAAGAGACCUGCUCUUGUUCUGAAUGUGCAGUAG
Messenger RNA from Sardina pilchardus (European sardine), 642 nucleotides. RefSeq names its product interferon-gamma-inducible GTPase 10-like. The transcript has 2 exons. The record is from RefSeq and is a predicted model, not a curated record. Bases 1 to 642 code for a protein of 213 amino acids. Gene Ontology annotation, molecular function: GTP binding. Lineage: Eukaryota; Metazoa; Chordata; Actinopteri; Clupeiformes; Clupeidae. Gene Ontology annotation, cellular component: membrane.